Molecule: messenger RNA, 1851 nt
Organism: Lineus longissimus
Lineage: Eukaryota; Metazoa; Nemertea; Pilidiophora; Heteronemertea; Lineidae
Product: ras-related and estrogen-regulated growth inhibitor-like
Exons: 5
Coding region: 162-800 (212 amino acids)
Molecular function (GO): GTPase activity; GTP binding
Source: RefSeq, a predicted model, not a curated record
AGUUAGAAAGAAAUUUCUUACGGAAGGAUUACAAAAUUCUUACAUAUAUUUCAAAAUCAUUCGUCCGGCCGGGAUCAUUUCGUUGGCAAAUACCACCACGGUAUGCUAUUCACACACUGGGGCAAUAGUUUUUCAAUGAUCUGAGCUUUUUCCUCGGCAAUAUGAGCUCGAAUAACUCUACACCAAAUAGCAGCGAGCCCAGGCCCAUCCUUCGGCGGAAGCGGUCGUCGUUUUCGGACAUUGUGAAAAUAGUGUUGCUGGGAGGUGAAGGCGUGGGCAAGAGCGCAAUAACCGUUCGAUUCCUGACGAAAAGAUUCAUCGGAGAGUAUGACCAGACUAUAGAGAACAAAUAUCGCCACAACACGAUGAUCGACAAUGAAACUGUCCUCAUAGAAGUCAUAGAUACGUGCUCAAAGCCAGAAUCGCUGAGCAUCAAGGAAGAUAACAUACGAUGGGGUGACGCCUUCAUGAUAAUCUAUUCCAUCACCGGACGGAAAGGCUUCGACCAGGUCAACGAGUUUAGGAAAAAGAUACAGGAGAUCAAGAAAUCCUCUCAGGGCAUUCCGAUUAUGGCACUGGCGAACAAGGCUGAUCUCGGACACGCGCGGCAGGUCACCACAGCAGAAGGAGAGAAACUAGCUACGGAAGCAGGCUGUCUGUUCUCUGAAGUCUCAGCUUCCGAGGAUCCCGAGUCAAUCUACGAGGCCUUUUACGAACUUUGCCGAGAGGUCAUUGCCACUCGGAGGCGGUCAAGAACUUUCUUAGAUCGUGUGUUUGGCUUGAAUUCUUACAAGAAGUGAGGUGAAUUUUUUAAAGUUCAGCACGCGGGACGAGUUAACCCAAUCUCCCUAUGAGAGGAUAGCUUGCAUUUGCUCCGUAGCAAAAGUACGCUAAACGGGUGCUAGUAUCACUAAGCAACCGUUACCAACAGCGAGGCGUGGAGAUUGGAGUUCUCCAUGUAAAACCAGGGAAAGGGUGGAAUUCGGUUACUGGUCACGGAAAGGAUGGAAGUCUGUUAUCAUUCAGGGAAAGGACUGGCAUCUGUGACAGUGGAGGAAAUGGCGGCAUACAUCAUAGAGUUCCGACCUUACUAGUUUGAGUAAGGCAUGAGACUAGUGGCGUCGCCUGGCGUUAGAAAUGGGAACUAGAUAUAGUUGGACCAACCGUAAAUAUAGUGAACCAUCAAAAAAUUUGAACAAUCCGUUGUAAAAUGUUUGUGUACGAAAAGCAGUUCGUAAAACAUUCCCGUACACUUAAAAAAUCUGUGAACAACAUUAUCUCGCGAGAAUCUCCUUUAAAAAUCAGGGUGGGGAGAUUCCGAUUAAGUGUGUAUUUAACGUCCGAGUUUCCUGGUAGAAUUCUACUGAAAUUGUUGUUCACUGAAUGACACUUCCCCCUAUGGGCCUAUGGGUUAACCCACUUUUCAACAAAUGCAUCAAUGGUCCGGUCGAGGGAUGGAAAAGGAAGUACACUAGGUAUAUGAUAUAUACAGCGUGAGUCAGAAAAAGUAUAUGGAAGCUACUGUGUCUUCGAAUCCGACUAGGACUCACCAGAAAUAGGGGACCCGUACAUACUGACAUAAGGUUUGACCAUUGGGCGUCUACAUUUUGGCCAGAAUUUGAAAUUCUAUCCUAUUCAAAAUAAAGUGAAUGCCAAUUUCAUGGGUGGGAAUCUGUUCUAUGGAAAACAAAUGACUUUGUUUAGAAAGCGUUCUACUUCAGUAUUUAAAUUUCUAGCCAACAAGGUUGUCCCCAUGGUCACCCCUUCCCCGAUGGUCUUUUAAAGCUCACUGAAAAAGCAAUGAUGUUGAGUAAUGUAGCCUCUCCUGGGGAGCUGUAAACACACAUCCGA